AUGAGUGCAUUGAUAGCUGAGAAUGAUAAAAAGAAGGAUAAAUCACUAAACAAAAUGUUGGCACUGCGAGAGGAGGUCAGAGGGAUGUAUGAUCAGGGUGGGAAUGAGGAUGAAGAUUGUGAAAUUGUUGAGUUUUCUCCUGUAGCAAGUGGAAGCUCUCAACUUCCUAAGAAGCCUAUGAUCAAGGGUAAAAUGGAUAGGUAUCGUGCACGGCCAGGAGCAGGGAAACAAACAAUGAUGAGUGUUAAUUACAAGAUCAAAGAAGCAAAGACAACUUAUGAUUAUAUCUGCGAGUUCAUCAUUGAGGGUGCCCUUGCACAUAAUCUUGCUAGUCUUAAAUCAUUUGCUCGAAUGGUGGAAGCAAUUGGACAGUUUGGUCCAGGAUUGAAGCCACCGACACCUUAUCAGCUUGCCAGUCCUUUGUUGAAGAUACAAGUUAGCAAGGUAGAUGAAAUGUUGAAGGUCCAAAAGGAGGCAUGGGUUGCUACUGGAUGCUCUAUAAUGACUCAUGCUUGGACAGAUCGAAGAGGAAGGAGCUUAAUGAAUUUGGUUGCCCAUUCUUCUAGAGGCAUGUGUUUCCUCCGUGCCAUUAAAGCUUCAAUGGAGGUUCACGAUGCCAAGUUCAUCUUCAGCUUGGUCAUGUCUUGCAUUUCUGAAAUUUGUGCUGAAAAGAUUGUUCAAGUAGUCACGGACAAUGCAAGUAACAAUAUUGCAGCAGCCAAAUUACUUAAGCAGAAGCAUCCUCAAAUAUUCUGGACCUCAUGUGCGGCCCACACAAUCAACCUAAUGCUCCAAGACAUUGGAAAUAUACCCAUAGUCAGCUCAACAAUUACCAAUGGUAAGACCAUCACAAUUUUCUUUUAUGCACACACUAGAUUGUUGGCUAUUCUUCGCAAGUAUGCCAAAGGUGAUUUAGUCAGAGCUGGUGCUACUCGAUUUGCAAGUCACUACUUGAACUUGAAGAGUUUGUAUGGGAAGAGGAAGCAGCUGAAGCUAAUGUUUGCAUCAAAUGAUUGGGCUGGCAGUAUUUAUGCUAAGAAGCCAUUGGGCAAACGUGUGUACAAGCUCGUAAUGGACAAUAAGUUUUGGGCCAAGAUAAACCUGCUAGUGAAUUAUUUUGAGCCACUUGCCAAUGUGCUUAGGCGGGUUGAUGGAGACACUCCAGCCAUGGGGUUCUUAUAUGGUGAUCUUCUCCAAGCAAAGCAGGAAAUAGUAGUCCGGCUCAACCAUGUUGAGAAAAAAUAUGGUCCUAUUUGGGAGAUCAUAGAUAGAAGGUGGGAUAACAAGAUGAAAACAGCACUGCACAAAGCUGGUUAUUUUUUGAACCCUUUCUUCUACUAUGAUAGACAGAGUGAAAUGGCUGAAGAAGAUUUCAUGGAAGCAGUCAUAGAGUGUGCAUCUGUUAUGUACAAAAAUAACAUAGAGGUGCAAGACAAUAUUGUCUCCCAGCUUAGUUAUUAUACUGAAGCCAUAGAUUCAUUUGGAACUGACAUGGCCAUUAGACAACGCAAAGUAGCAACUAUCACUCCUGCAAGAUGGUGGACCGUGCAUGGAACUUCUGCAAAGGACUUGAAGAAGAUGGCUAUUAGAAUCUUGAGCUUAACUUGCAGUUCUUCGGCAUAUGAAAGAAAUUGGUCUGCAUUUGAGAGGGUACAUUCAAAGAAGAGGACCAGACUAGGCCAGAAGAAGUUGAAUGAUCUUGUUUAUGUGAUGUUCAAUAAGAGGCUGGACUCCAAGUACUCUGAGAGGGAAAGGGACCCACUGCUUGCAAAAUACAUUGAAGACGAGCCACCAAAUGAGUGGAUGUUGGAUGAAGAGCUACUACAAGAUGAUGAGUCAUCUGAAGAUGAAGCUGAAAUUGACAUCAAUUCAAAGGGGAAACAAAAAUCUGUAGCUUCAAGAACUAGAGGCAAAAGAGCUCGUACAAAUCAAGAUGUUGAAGAUGAGGAGGAAGUGGCAGAAGAAGAGGAAAUGGAAGAAGAGGAUGAGAACCAAGAAGCUGAUGAGGACAAUGAUGAAGACCAAGAAGUGGACAUCGAUCUGACUGUUGAAGAUGAAGAGGAUGGUGAAUGA
Messenger RNA from Triticum urartu, 2073 nucleotides. RefSeq lists its product as uncharacterized. Gene Ontology annotation, molecular function: protein dimerization activity; DNA binding. The record is from RefSeq and is a predicted model, not a curated record. Lineage: Eukaryota; Viridiplantae; Streptophyta; Magnoliopsida; Poales; Poaceae.